This is a messenger RNA of Daldinia loculata, 797 nucleotides long. RefSeq names its product autophagy protein 16. NCBI's taxonomy places the organism in Eukaryota, Fungi, Ascomycota, Sordariomycetes, Xylariales, Hypoxylaceae. The transcript has 3 exons. The coding region runs from base 124 to 747 and encodes 207 amino acids. The record is from RefSeq and is a predicted model, not a curated record.
AUCAUUGAGCACUGAGCAGAAUAAGCAACUUCACCUUGUACAUAGAAAUAAAUAGACUCGGCUUCUAUAACUACACAUUCUUUCAAUAUCCCAGAUGAUACUAUUAUGUAGAAUUCGACCACCAUGACUGACUGGAGAUCUGAAUAUCUUACUUCCCUGCAAGAAGCAGAGCGGAACAAUCCCGUGAACAAGGACCUCGUCGAGGCUUGCUCCCAACUCGCCGAUCGCGUAGCCGCCCUCGAAGCCGAGAAGGUAGUCUGGCAAACCUCAACGAACCCCCCAACAUCGCCAGAAAACUCGUCGGGAAAACGCAUUGCGACAACUGGUACGACGGAUAGUAGUGCGGAUCAGAACGUCGCCCAACUUCGGCUGGACUUAGCAGAAACGCUCCGGUCCAAAGGCCAGCUGCAGAGCAGACUAAAAGCCGCCGAAGACGAACUCCAGAAGCUGCGGUCAAAAGCGAAAGUCGAUACUAAGCGUAUUAACGAUCUGACCGCAGAGCGUAACGCACUCACGGCGAAACUUAAGGACCGCAACGAAGAGCUAGCCGGCAAGAACAAGAUGCUCAAGGAUAUUCAGGAUGAGAACCUGACUUUAAACAUACAACUCGACGUCACCGAGCAGAAAGCAGCCAAGAUCGCAGCCGACAAUAAGGACCUAAUUAAGAGGUGGAUGGAUCGGAUGAAGCACGAGGCAGACGCCAUGAACCUGGAAAACGAAUCACCAAGCAGUAAGAAUCGUAGGUGAGGUGAAAAACCAGCAUACCGCUCGCGGAUGCUAUCGAGCUUUAUUGUAUU